This is a messenger RNA of Amoebophrya sp. A120, 2082 nucleotides long. The record is from the annotation of a GenBank genome assembly. NCBI's taxonomy places the organism in Eukaryota, Dinophyceae, Syndiniales, Amoebophryaceae.
AUGAUGCUAAACCGCAUCAAGACCGAGUCCGAGACUCGGUCUUCCGAGCUGCGCAAAAUCCAGGAUCGGAAGAAGAACAUUCUGAUUUUCAUUCAGAACCACCUACAGCACUCCGGCUACCUCACCGCAGCCCAGGCGGUCGCCAAGGACACGAAUCUGCAAUUGGACAGUCUGGAUUGCGCGGACAACAUGGACCUGGAUGUGGUGUUCCAAGAGUUCGAAACCUACUACGAGAUGAAGUUUGGAAAGAAGCCCAAGCUGCUCAAGGACAACCCAGGAGGUGCGCUGGCCCAGCAGGGCGGUGGAAAGAUGGCGAAAAACGCCUACAGGUACGGAAUGCUGCCGGCGGUCGGGGGCGCAACCGGGGGCGGUGGUGGAGCUGCGGGUAGUUCUGGUGCACCUUCUCAUGGUGCUGGAGGAGCAAGUGCGAUGAACCCCGAGGAACCAGGAUCAGUAGGAGCAGGAGGACCACCCAGUGCGACGAACAAUCCAGCGGCCAGCAAGCGCCGGCUGUCCACGCGAAACGCAGCGUCAGGCGGUGGUGGAGCAGCGCAAGCAAGCAGUGGCGGGAGUGGAGUGGUUGUCGGGACGACGGUGAGCAGUUCCUCGUCCUCUUCCGCCGCAACCGACGGCGGUAAUGGUACAACAACCGCGGGAGUGGACAAUUCUACCGGCUCUGACGGCGCCGGUGCGAUGAACGCCUGCGACAUAUCCAUCAUCGGGCAGAAUGCGAAGAACCUCCUGCAGACUGCCAGCCAAGGCCCCGGAGUAGACCAUUUCGUGAACCGGGUGCGGAAGCCGAUGCCGCUGGAAUACGCCUACAAUCCCGAGCUGAAGGAGCUGGCCACACUGAUCGAGCGGGACAUCUGCGUGAAGAACCCGAACGUGCAGUGGACCGACAUUGUCGGCUUGGAGCGGCCCAAGCAGUUAGUGAAGGAAGCGGUGGUCCUUCCCAUGAAGUACCCCCAGCUGUUCCAAGGCAUCCUGGCCCCCUGGCGCGGGAUUCUCCUGUUCGGUCCGCCGGGCACGGGGAAAACGCUGCUCGCCAAGGCGAUCGCGACGGAGUGCAAUGUGACCUUCUUCAACGUGUCCGCCUCGACCAUCGUGUCCAAGUGGCGGGGGGAAAGCGAGAAGCUGAUCCGCGUGCUGUUCGACCUGGCCGCGCACCAUUCACCCUCGACGAUCUUCAUCGACGAACUGGACAGCGUGAUGUGCGCCCGCGGCGGCGGCGACGAGCACGAGGGAUCUAGGCGGUUAAAAACCGAACUACUUAUCCAAAUGGACGGAUUAAAUUCGAUGUCCAACAAAAGUACUACUGCAACCGUUUCUGCAACAGACGGCAACAAAGCUAUCAGCCAGCCCGUCGACUACGGUCCGCAAGUGUUUCUCCUCGCCGCAAGCAAUUUGCCCUGGGACCUGGACCCGGCUAUGCUGCGGAGGUUGGAGAAAAGGAUUCUGGUGCCCCUGCCAUGCGCGGAAGCAAGGAAGUCGUUGCUGAAGCGGUAUCGACGCUCUAUACAGAACUUCUAUUGACUUCUUUGUGGAAAUGUUAGAUUAACCUUGACAAUCGUACGCAGUGUCAGAACAUGCGAGGACUCAGAUGGCUUUUGAGUUGACGUUCCUUUCGAAUCCUCUUCACAGAGCUCUAUCCACAGGUUUCUCUCCGGCCGAGUGCGAUGGGAGGACCAGCAGAAACGAGAUAGGCAGCCCAGCGACAGGGGAUCAGCAUCAGAGAACGGGAAAGAAACAACCGCUGCUGCAGACGGUGGGCCCGAGCGAACCGGCACCGCAUCCACCGCACUGCAACUGCUCGAUCCGGAAGUCCUGACGGAAAAGCUGGCCGGUUGGUCCGGCAGCGAUGUCCGGUUGUUGUGCAAGGAGAUUGCGAUGCACCCCCUGCGUCGGUGCCUGGCCAAGUUGGAAAAUGCGAAGGACUUGUCGCAGUUGAAAACGCUCACGGAGGAGGAGCAGCUGGUAACAAGCAGCGACGUCGCGCAGGGCCUGACGCGCGUGCACGCCGCGCCGCUCACCUGCGAUCUGAAUCGCUAUGUCGAGUGGAACGAAGCGUUUGGGUCGACAUGA